Molecule: messenger RNA, 372 nt
Organism: Lactuca saligna
Lineage: Eukaryota; Viridiplantae; Streptophyta; Magnoliopsida; Asterales; Asteraceae
Source: the annotation of a GenBank genome assembly
AUGGUGGUAAGAAACCCACCAAGUACAACAGCAGCAACUACGCCUCACGGUUUUCCGGUAACCCACGCGAAGAUCUUGUUGUUCACGACAUCACUGGCGGCAAGAGACGAUAUCGUUCCGAUGGCAAAACUUGAAUCCAGUCAUCCUUCAUGGUGGUCUGCGGUGGUCCCGAAGAUAGUCAAUGGCUCACAACGAAAAUUAGUUGGAGUAGGUCGCACGACCAUCGUGAAGCUCCUGUGGACAACGGAAGACGGCAUAAUAAUAAUAAUAAGAAGAAGACACAGAGGGAUGGUGGCAGUACCGAGGUCGCUGGUGGCCUUCGCUGAUCGGAACAUUGGGGGGGGGGGUGCGAUGCUGGUGAAGGAGGCAUAA